UGAGCUUACUCUGUUUUUAGGGUUCUUGACUCUUUUGCCCAAAAAUUUGGGGGCAAUGGGCAUGGGCGUGGAGGGCGUGAAAGCGCUGCAGCUGGACGAUGAUGCUUUCAUCGCACUGCUCCGGAAGCUCAUCGGCGAGGCGAAGCAUCUCCAGAACAAUCCGCCGGAGCUGAUCCCGCGGGAGGAUCUGGCGGCGCGGCAUGUUCUUGAGGUUUUGAUGCCGCUCAGCACCGAGUAUGGCGGCCCGCUUGUGGUGAAGCAUGUCAUCUACACGGAAGGGAGGGGGAAUGUGAUUGUGGAGUAUCCAGGCACGGAAGUUGGGAAGAUCGUCUCCUUCGUUGGCUGCCAUAUGGACGUUGUCACUGCGAAUCCGGACGACUGGGAAUUUGAUCCUUUUAGUCUGAGUAUCGAUGGUGACAAGCUGAGAGGACGAGGAACUACUGAUUGCCUGGGACAUGUAGCGCUUGUCACUGAUCUCAUGAGGCAGCUCGCGGAGAAGAAACCCAAGCUUAAAUCGACCGUGGUGGCAGUUUUCAUUGCGAACGAAGAGAAUUCAUCCGUGGUUGAUAUUGGAGUCGAUGGUUUAGUGAAAGACGGGCUUUUGGACAGCUUAAAGAACGGUCCACUGUUUUGGAUAGAUACAGCAGACAAGCAGCCGUGUAUAGGGACUGGCGGCAUGAUCUCUUGGAAGCUCACGGCUUAUGGAAAGCUUUUCCAUAGCGGCCUUCCACACAAGGCCAUUAAUCCGCUUGAGCUUUGUAUGGAAGCUAUGAAGGAGAUCCAGACGCGGUUCUACUCUGAUUUCCCCGCACAUCCAAGUGAAGAACGCUAUGGUUUUGCAACACCAUCCACGAUGAAGCCCACGCAGUGGAGCUAUCCCGGAGGUGGAGUGAAUCAGAUCCCUGGCCAGUGCACGAUUUGUGGAGACUGCAGGAUCACACCAUUUUACAAUGUCCAAGACGUAGUAAAAAAACUCAAGAGCUACGUGGAUGACAUCAACGCGAAUAUUGAAAAGCUUGGAGUUAGGGGCCCGGUUUCUAAGUAUACACUACCAGAGGAGGGCCUGAGAGGAAGAUUGACUAUGGAAUUCGAUGAGAUGAUGAUGUCUGGCGUGGCGUGCAAUCUUGAUUCCCCGGGCUUCCAUGCGCUGUCCAAGGCCACUGAAGAAGUCGUGGGGGUUGUCAAGCCUUACUCCAUCACGGGCUCUCUUCCUUUGAUUCGUGAAUUGCAGGAUGAGGGCUUUGAUGUCCAGACCGCAGGCUAUGGAUUGAUGUCCACAUACCAUGCUCGUAACGAGUACUGCUUGCUGUCUGAUAUGCGCCAGGGCUUCCAAGUUAUGGCCAACAUCAUCUCGCGCCUAGAAGAGUGUCGCCUAGAAGAGUGAAGUGAGCUACAGGGUUAUGUCUAUAACGCAGAACUUUGGCUAUGGAUUUCACAGUACCAAGUCCAGCUGAUAUAGCUUUCUUGCAAAUAUUCCAGGAAAACCUUUCAAUCCAUAAGUUUCUUUUGCC
Selaginella moellendorffii is the source of this 1511-nucleotide messenger RNA. RefSeq names its product acetylornithine deacetylase. The coding region runs from base 56 to 1384 and encodes 442 amino acids. The record is from RefSeq and is a predicted model, not a curated record. The transcript is spliced from 10 exons. Lineage: Eukaryota; Viridiplantae; Streptophyta; Lycopodiopsida; Selaginellales; Selaginellaceae. Gene Ontology annotation, molecular function: hydrolase activity.